UUGUCUCACUCUGGCGAGCCAGUGCCCCCAUUCAUGUCACCCUCACAUCAGUCUGCUGGGAGUCCUACCUGCCCCAUUCUGUAGAUGAAGGAACUAAGAGAGGGGUAAUGGUUUGUCCAGCACUCGUGGCAGGCUCACUAAUCUCCUCCCUGUCCAGCCUCUCUGACCCCGUGUCCUGAGGGUGACCUCCCUGGCUGGUCAGGGUGGCUUUGCCUUGCCUGGCCUAUGACCGAUGGCAUGAGGAAGUGGGGGUUGGAGAGCUGCAGCAAGUGAUUCGGACUUUAAUGGCGUUUCUGUUUGCCUGGCCAGGGCAUGCCUGGGGAGGACAGGGUGGCCCACCCACUGAGUCCCCAGACGUUGCCACCCAUCAUCAAGGGUCUCUUCAAUGGGUCCCCUAGGCCAGACAUCCUUUGCCAGGUGCUCUUCCAUUUUCCUGCCUGCCCUGUCAUCUCCAGGCCCUGAUGCUUGCAGGUGUCUGCAGAUGGCCCACUGCUCCCACUGCAGCCUGCCUUGGUCCUUGUCCAUCUGUGGCACCCCCAGGCUGGAGCCCGACAAGGCUCUUGACCCACUGGGUUACCGGAUCUGAAAGCAGGCCUUGCCAAGGGGAACCAGGCCACCUCUAGCCCAGGCAGGUCUCCACGGGUGCUCUUGGUAACGAGAGGGCAGGGGACCAGCACUUGGGCUGCUGCUCCUAGCAGUCAGCAGGCCGCAGAUAGGCAAUAGAGCAAGGAAGGAAAGGAGGGAGGAGGGUGGCUGGACCAGAGGAGAGUCCUCGCCUCCAGGCCUUGUACUCCUGUUCCCAAGUGUUCAGCUCCUUCCUCAAGUCUCCACAGCUCCCCGGGACUUCUCUCCAUCACUGGGGUGUCAAGGCUCACCUUGGGGGCAGGACCAGAGUGCAGUGUGGGCCAACCUCAGUGUGAGAUUGGGGUCUUGGCUUAGACUGGAGCCAGAGUCAGCAGGGCUCAGGCUAGGGCAGAGGUUGAGGUAGCCAGGGUCAGAAAAUUGUCCUCCAGCCCUUCCAGGGACAGCCCAUCUUUUCUUGUGGGGCAGAAGAUGUUAGUUCCUUCAGGAACCUUCUGUAGCAUUGGCAGUUUGUAGCUCUGGCCAUACCAUCCCCUGCUCCCCAUCCCCCUCUCCAGCUCUGGUGUCCAGGGUGACCAGAGCCGCCUCUGGGCAGGAAGCCAGGCCAGAAAGCCCAGGACAUCCCUGAGCGCCUGUCACCAUGGCAACCUGCCCACUAUGCCCCCCCAUACCCAAGUCCAGUCCAUUUCUCAAAUUCAGCACGUCACAGUGGGAAGGGCCUUCUAGAUCAGCAGAUUCCAGCCCCUCCCCUUGUCCCAGUUAGAGAAACUGAGGCUGGAGUGGGGAAGGGAGGGGGACCUGCUGAUUAAGGACCCAACCCCAACCUGUCUUCCUUCCCACCCUCCCCCACCUCAAUGUCCCCGGGAUGGGGGAUGGGGAGGCUGGAGUCUGCUCUCCCAGGAGGGGGCGGGCCCUCCACCCACAGAGAUGGGGGCGGGCGGCACAGGAACCUGACACCGACGAUGAAUAAAUGAUGCCCCCUUUCGCUGCUGGCGGCCAGAGCUAGCCACUGAGCUCGCCACCGCCACCGCCACCGAGCGCGGGCUGGCCAGGGGCUGCACCAGGCGGCCCGCCCGCCCAUCACUCGGCUCCCGCGGGCAGGCGCGGCGGGAAGAAGAUGGCAGGGCAGCGGCCAGGCGCGGGCCCCCUCUGGGCGCUGGGCGGCGCCGCGCUGGGGGUCUGCCUCGCGGGGGUCGCCGGGCAGCUGGUGGAGCCCAGCACGGCCCCGCCCAAGCCCAAGCCGCCCCCGCUGACCAAGGAGACCGUGGUGUUCUGGGACAUGCGCCUGUGGCACGUGGUGGGCAUCUUUUCGCUCUUCGUGUUGUCCAUCAUCAUCACCCUGUGCUGUGUUUUCAACUGCCGCGUGCCACGGACCCGGAAGGAGAUCGAAGCCCGGUACCUGCAGCGAAAGGCAGCCAAGAUGUACACAGACAAGCUGGAGACCGUGCCACCCCUCAACGAGCUCACAGAAAUCCCCGGAGAGACUAAAAAGAAGAAGAAGGACAGCGUGGACACAGUGGCCAUCAAGGUAGAGGAAGAUGAGAAGAAUGAGGCCAAGAAGAAGAAAGGAGAGAAAUGAGAAGAGCAUCCUGGAGGUGGCCACAGGGGCUGGUGGGCCCUGGAGCUCGAGAUUGGGCCAGGGUCCAGGCAUCCUAGACUCUGAGCUCAUAUGCAGACCACAUAGGCUGUGGGCAGAGGGGCAGGGGGAGGCCCAUGGCCACGUCCUCCUGGCCCCUCAGGUGCAGGACAAGACCACACUGGGUGUUUGGCCUCCCAGCCGGGAUUCCGCUCCUUUCACUCCAUCCACAUGGGCCCUUUCCUCAGCAAAGCUGGUCUCAGGCCCCUGUCCCUCUGCAGACGCCGAGUGGCCUCACAGUGCUGUCCCCACACAGACAUGCCUCCCUCCCACCUGUCCUGCCAUGGCAGCAGACGCUAGGGGUAGUAACAAGAUGUGUGUUUCCCUUCUGGCCGGGAUGGCGGAACCGCACGGGUUGGGGUGUGAGGCCACACCCAGACUGGCCAUGAGGAGGGAGAGAGGGUUGCUGGGGGAAGCUGUGGCAGCAGGAGGGACUCCAGCUAAGGCAGGUGGCAGCUCUGAUGGUGCGGAGACUGCCCCAAGCCUGGUAGAAGUUCCAGCCCAAGGGAGUGAGCAGAGGUGGCCCUGGAAGCAGAAAUGCAGCCCUGCAGACACCAAGCUCAAGGCAAUGGGACCCCUUCUUUUACAUGUUGUGAAGCAGCUGAGGCUGCCGGGAGGCCCACAUGAGGCCCAGGGGCUUGGGCUCAAGGCUGGGGGCAGUAGGGGUGGGCCAGAGGGAACAGGGAAGAAAGCUGGGGCUUGGGCCUUCUCUUGGAAAUCAGGGAAUAUUUGAGAAGCCAAAGGGAGACCUCGGACUAUUCUGGUGGCCCUAUUUAUGCCAGCUGUGGUGGGGGGUUUCAUGGCCCCAGGGGAUCAGCGUAGGGGCACAAACUGCCUUCCACCAGCUGAAUGUAAUGGCACCCAGCUUCCUCGCAGCUUGCUCUUCUACCACUUCCCACUAGGGGCGCCUAAAAGCAGCAUCCCUGACCAGAAGACAAAGGCCCACACACCACCUGAUGGAGGGGGCAAGCUGCUCAGAGGUGCACCCGGGUGGCACCGAACAUCAGACUGCCGUCCUCAGACAGGGGCCUGAAGACUAAGGAGACACCAGAGGUUCCCGAGCCAGGAAGCCUGCUGCAAAGACAGCCCGCAGAGAUUUGUAAAUAAAGCCGAGUGCCUUCUCAGACCCAA
Molecule: messenger RNA, 3349 nt
Organism: Microcebus murinus (gray mouse lemur)
Lineage: Eukaryota; Metazoa; Chordata; Mammalia; Primates; Cheirogaleidae
Gene: TMIE
Product: transmembrane inner ear
Biological process (GO): inner ear morphogenesis; sensory perception of sound
Source: RefSeq, a predicted model, not a curated record